AUGCCUGCUUCAGUAUUCGGAUGUCUUGCUCGACUUGGUUUGGAGGCGCUGGUCACUUACGACGGCCAAAGCAUUUUCACGCUCGCAUGGGUUCAAGUAGUGGGGUGUUUCGUGAUGGGAUUUUGUCUCGAAAUUAAGGAUUCCUUCGGUCAAUUUUAUGGCCCACUAUAUACAGCUUUUACGACUGGAUUUUGUGGGUCUCUCACCACAUUUUCCUCGUGGCAACUUCAAGUAUUUGACGCAUGGAUUAACCCCAGCCAUUAUCAUCGCGAUUGGCUACGUGAUGUCAUAGAUGGCUUGACGCAGAUAGUGUUCACCCUAGCACUAUCGCUCUCCUCCGUGAAAUUUGGUGCACAUAUCGCUAGUCUGCUCCGACCCUUCUUCCAGACUUUACCUUCGCCAAAUCGCCCCUCCCGCUACACUCUGACCGCGCUUUCGGUCCUCAUCUACGCAGCGACCUGCCCUGCCUACUUCCGCCUGCCCGAGUCAUACCGCGUGAAAGCAACCUCCGCGCUUCUCUACUCGUUCCCGGGGACGCUUACACGAUACCUACUCUCGAUCAACCUGAACCCGCGCUUCCACGUCCUCCCUGUGGGGACGUUCGCGGCCAAUAUGCUCGGCACAGCGCUGAUCGCCGUGUUCACCGUCCUGCAGAGCACACGUGGGCCUCCGUCUCCCAACGGCUGCAAUGUCCUUUCCGGGCUGGCGAACGGAUAUUGCGGGUGCCUGACGACGGUCAGCACAUUCGCUGCGGAGGUCGCGACGCUCGAAAAUAAAAAGUCGUGGUUCUACGUCAUGCUGAGCGUUGUAACGGCGCAGUUGCUGCUGCUGGUUAUCCUGGGGCCAUCAUACUGGGCCGGCAACGUAAGCGACCGGACGACCUGUUCUUAUACAUAA
Molecule: messenger RNA, 897 nt
Organism: Postia placenta MAD-698-R-SB12
Lineage: Eukaryota; Fungi; Basidiomycota; Agaricomycetes; Polyporales; Adustoporiaceae
Exons: 4
Coding region: 1-897 (298 amino acids)
Biological process (GO): fluoride transmembrane transport
Cellular component (GO): membrane
Molecular function (GO): fluoride transmembrane transporter activity
Source: RefSeq, a predicted model, not a curated record